Messenger RNA from Phytophthora sojae, 1866 nucleotides. RefSeq lists its product as hypothetical. Bases 1 to 1866 code for a protein of 621 amino acids. NCBI's taxonomy places the organism in Eukaryota, Oomycota, Peronosporomycetes, Peronosporales, Peronosporaceae. The transcript has a single exon. The record is from RefSeq and is a predicted model, not a curated record.
AUGUUCCCUACACCACAGUUACAAGUGCUGAGCGGAGCGCACAACCCGACCGAAAUUCUUCGAGUGUUCACGUCGUCGCUCAUCAAAGGCUACAUGGGCGACGGCUUGAUCAAGGACAGUCCGUUGGUGCAGGACGUACUGGGAGGUGACACCACGCCCCGUGACAACGUCCUAUACCUCGAGACUGCUGAGCAGACUUCCACUGAGGGUUGCUCCGCGUUGCCACUUUUCAACUCGGCGAUGUACGGGUACGACUUCCUGAACCCUGCGUACCUGGACAUGGUCUCCGACACCAAGUACACUAUCACCGCCCUCGAGGAGUUCGAGCUCGUGGUCACUAUCGUCGACUGUUCCUUCAGCCAGAUCAAGUCAGGCGAUACGUCUCAAGCCCGAGUCUACAACUUCGUACGCUCGCGUUUCGACUCGACCGACCUGCACUUGAUCACAGUGUCGCUCUCAGUGCAAGAGUACGAAGUACGCGCGCACAAUAAGCAGGGUCCCGCGUUGCUGGGCAUGCUCACCGUCAUCGACGACAUGCAAGACACCAACGUGACGCAGUACUACAUGGCAGCGCUCACGUACCCGUACCAGCGGACCGCAAACUUCGAGAUGUACGAACUUGUGGGCGUCACGGAUGAGAGCUACUUGUCUCUAACGAGCAUUCCCCAGAACCCCGAGACGGAGCCGGUCAAGCACCUGCUGACAGCUCGGAAGCGCGGGUUCUACAACGGCGACACGCAGUGCAAUGUUCGCACGAUGUACUCGCUACUUGACGGGGUAAGUGCCACCAAGGCUUUGACUCGCUGGGAAUGGAUCGGAGAAGCCGUCAUGGUCGACUCCUGGACCUGGGUGCACUGUUUUCACUUCUUUUUCGGACUGCAGAUGACCUACUCGUUGGUGGUCUUGUUCCUCGUAAUGUACCAGAAGAUUCGGUCGGGCAAGAUCUGGAUCGGGGACCCAUUCGCCUACACCUCAACGACGACUCUCGUCAUGCGCGGCAUUUUGGUGUUCUUCUCUUGGAUUAUCGACUCCUUCUGGCCCGUCAACGAGUUCGCCAUGUCGAGGGCUGCAACGCUUGCCAGCGCUCAAACGAUCUGCGUCCACCCGGAAAUGAUGCACGCAGACCUGCUGGUUGUGUACUUUUGCUUGGCGAGUUUUCUGAGCUCCGUGUUCCAAGAGCGAAUCGACCUGUCAGGGGCCAUCUUUUUGUUCGAAGUCGUGUACGAGCACCGGCAGGCGCUGAUCCAGGCUUCUUCAGCCGUGGUCAACGAAAUCACAACCACCUUCAGUGUCCAGUACAAAGUCGGCAUCGCAAAGCCAAUUCCAGUCAUUACCGACAUGUCCCCACUGCGGCUGUGGUCGUCGUUCGAGUUCCCCGAAAAGGACGCCAAGUUCCUCGCCGCGUCCUUCACGCCCAUGCUCUUCCUCAUGUGCUCCAUCACAGUGUUUGCGAUCCUACGCAAGAUUUACCGCUUCUUCCGGCCGGAUCAAGUUCGACAGAGAUCGAGUAUUGGCACGGACACGUCCGCAAACUCAUCGGCAAACGAGCGCAGUGCCAUGACCCAGAGGGGAAUCGUCACCAACUUCGAGAUCUCGACUGGAUCCAUGCUGCAGACGCGCUUCGGACUCAUCUCCGACUACAGCAACUACGUCUUCUUCAAAGGAAUGAAGUUCGCGUCGGCGGACGGGGUCUAUUGCUCUGGAUAUGUGAUCGUGAACGAGAAGUAUCUGGUGAGCUCGAAAGACUUGUGGGCUAUUGUGAUGAUCAAGUUGCUGCGUACCCGAUUUAAGAAUGUCCACGUGUAUGAGGUACACGGCCACACGGUGAAGGAUACGGCGAGGUUGGUGUUCCCUUCGACGUUCUAG